AUGAACGCGGAAGCUCAAUUCCGCUGUCUCUCUUAUCACAAAUUGUCUCAAACAUUUAUGAACUUCCAUCGUAUUAACCCUAAUCUGAGAUGGAACAACGGUCUCGCGAUUGACGCCUGUAACGAACUAAAAGAAGAAGAAGAAGACCACGAAGUCAAGCAUCGGCUCGUUGUUAAGAAGUCGGUAUCUGCGCUCACUUGUUAA
This is a messenger RNA of Cooperia oncophora, 204 nucleotides long. The record is from the annotation of a GenBank genome assembly. Lineage: Eukaryota; Metazoa; Nematoda; Chromadorea; Rhabditida; Trichostrongylidae.